GAAUUCAAAAAUAAAUAAAAGAAAAAGAAAUUGAUUAAUAACAUUUUGCGGAAAUAUUUUGUUGCUGUCAUCAGAAAGACGUUUUUAGCCGUCUACAUCGGAUCAACAGUCUACACGCGAUUAUCUAUUGCAGCAGGAUUUCAACCAUAUCAGUCCAUAUCACACGCAUAGUACGCACUUUCAACAGCAUCCAGCAUCUAACACGAAAAUGUAUCACUCCGGUGCGGGAUACGCUGAUUUGACAGGUAGCGGCACUGGUACCGGUGUUUCUUCUUACCAUCAGCAAGCAGCCGCAGCAGCAGUCAAUGCACCAGUCUAUGUACCCUCAAAUCGCCAGUACAAUCAUGUGGCAGCACAUUUCGGCAGCGCUGCAGCACAGAAUGCUUGGCCCACGGAUAGUUUCAGUACGGCGCACGCACAACUGCCUGCACAGUUCUACACGCAAAAUGCAGCCGUUAUGAUGGGUUCCUGGCGUGCCGCCUAUGAUCCCACAGGCUUUCAACGUUCCUCACCCUAUGACAGUGCCAUGGAUUUUCAAUUUGGAGAGGGACGUGAGUGUGUUAAUUGUGGUGCAAUUAGCACGCCACUUUGGAGACGAGAUGGCACAGGCCAUUAUCUGUGCAACGCUUGCGGAUUGUAUCACAAAAUGAACGGCAUGAAUAGGCCAUUGAUCAAGCCAAGCAAGCGAUUGGUGAGUGCAACUGCUACAAGACGCUUGGGACUGUGUUGCACCAAUUGCGGUACACGCACCACAACUUUGUGGCGGCGUAAUAAUGAAGGUGAACCUGUUUGCAAUGCUUGUGGAUUGUAUUUUAAGUUGCACGGUGUCAAUAGACCACUAGCCAUGCGGAAGGAUGGUAUACAAACCAGAAAAAGAAAACCUAAGAAAUGUGGCAGUUCAGGCGAGAAUAGCAAGGACCACAAAGAAGACGAUUCAAAAGCAUCAUUAAGUCUCGAUCGCCACAGCCUUGUGACUUCAGCAGCACUAACUGCCAAAUUACAAGCUGAUUUAGGUGUCAAAAGCAGUGGUAGCAGUAGCAAUCCCUUACACAACCUCAGUUUAGGCUCAGCCACCAGUGCAUUACACAGUUCAUUGAGCCAUCACAUGCAUUUACCUUCCACGUCCACGCAACCAACACGUCAUUCUACCGGACACCUCCAUUCCAGCCCAACAAGUAGUGGCUCAACUGCAUCCACAGUAGCGACCGCAGCAGCAUCACUGAAUUCUAAUCUCUAUUCAACGUCACUGAAUGCACAAAAUAAUUCCACAGCAUUUGGUACUCAUACACCCAGCAAAUAUGAACAUCUGUUAUCAUCCACUAAUGGCAGUAAUAGUGCCGCGUUGUCGAAUAGCCUAGCGGCGAGUACACCCAGCCCAAAUUAUCAUCACAGUGCCGCUGCUGCAGCAGCCCACUUGCACCAUCACCAUCAUCAUCACGCCGCAGCGGCUGUUGCCCAUCAUCAUAGUAGCGCUUUGGGACAGCACAGCACAGCUUCAUCGGGGAAUAGUGGUUAUGGAGUGAAGACAGAAGCCAACUCCACAAACUAUGAUUAUGUGAAUAAUUGCUAUUUUGGCACUUCUUUUGGGGCGCUCAGCGGUUCGAGUAAUAGCGCUGGAAUCCAUAGUGCUGCCAGUGAACUAGCUGGUUACCAUCACCAACAUAACGUCAUACAAGCCGCUAAAUUAAUGGCCACAUCAUAAGGCGAAGCGAACAUUUAUCUUGUUAAAGUGUGAAAAAGAGAUAGCAAUAUUGUUUAUGGAAUAGACGAAUAAAACAACAUUGACUCUUCUCCGAUCUCCGAUGCUUAAUAUUCUUAACUAUUAUAUUUACACAAUUUCAAAUUACUUUCAAUGGAGACGAAUAAUGACUGUAUAUAUUAAUUAUAUUUAAUUUAUAUAUAAACUUUAUAUUGUAAUUCAAAACAUAAUGUACAAAUAUAAAAUAGUGUUUAAGUAUUACAUAGGUUGUGGUUACUGAAGUGAUGAUGGCAAUCCAACAGAUAUAUCAGUGGCUAUCAAUACAUUAUAAUCUUAAAUAUUUAAAUUUAUUCAAAAAGUUAUUAUUUCACAUGACAAGAAAAAUAAAUCUUCCAAGAUGUUUAGAUUUAGUUUGAAGAGGUCUAUUACGCUUCAAUUAAAAAAAAAAGUGUCUUAUGUAUGUUUGUAGUUUGAAGACUCACACAUAUGCCAUUAUCUGUGACCAUCACAUCGCAUUCAAGUGCCUUAAUUGAUUGCAAUCUGCAAUAUUCUAAUUAAAACCCAGUUAAAUAUUUUAA
Messenger RNA from Teleopsis dalmanni, 2277 nucleotides. Its product is annotated as GATA-binding factor A. The coding region runs from base 209 to 1702 and encodes 497 amino acids. The transcript has 4 exons. Gene Ontology annotation, biological process: negative regulation of transcription by RNA polymerase II; positive regulation of transcription by RNA polymerase II; cell fate commitment. Lineage: Eukaryota; Metazoa; Arthropoda; Insecta; Diptera; Diopsidae. Gene Ontology annotation, molecular function: DNA-binding transcription factor activity, RNA polymerase II-specific; RNA polymerase II cis-regulatory region sequence-specific DNA binding; zinc ion binding. The record is from RefSeq and is a predicted model, not a curated record.